Xyrichtys novacula (pearly razorfish) is the source of this 25379-nucleotide messenger RNA. The record is from the annotation of a GenBank genome assembly. NCBI's taxonomy places the organism in Eukaryota, Metazoa, Chordata, Actinopteri, Labriformes, Labridae.
AUUGAGAACUCGGAAAGCAGCAGGUUAACAUCCAUGAGCUGAGCCCUCCUGAAGACUUUUGCUCUCAUUCUGCUGGAUUUACUCUCUUUUCCUCCUGCUAAGGAUAUUUAUUUUUUCAUGACUUUGAUUUUUUAGACAACAUCUGGGGUCUACCCAACUGCGGAUCUAUGCGCACCCUACGUGGGAAUCAACGACAUUUGUGAAGCUGAAGAGGAGGAAUGUAUCGUUUCUUUGUGAAACUAACAUUUCUGAUUCCUGCGAUCGUCAUUUCACAAGGUAAAAAAAGUGUUUCUUGGAGAUUUUCAUCAGGGGCUAGGGAUAAAGGCUGCACGGCAUGAAAUUAGGUUUUGGAGAAGUUAUGGGUAAUCAAUAUCAGCGUGUAAUUAAACAAUACAGCCUUUUCCACAAUGCUAAAUCAUAUCAAAGACUGAAGUAAAGAGAUAGAGUGAAGUUUUUUAUUGUCUAAGAAACUUGGUAGUGAUUUUUGAGUACGUUUCUUAGUCGUGGGAAUUAGUUUACUACAAGUGCAGGAGCCAAGUGCUGCGGUGCGUUUGGCUGCUGACUUCCCCUCGAGUACGCUUGUUAAAGUUACUCUACAGAGUUAACUGUUUGCUGUACUAUCUGCUAAAACAGAUCAGGCAAUACUCGUGCAUACGAACUUACAUUUGAAAUGCAAGAAUAAGGAACUAAAAGCUUUCGCUUGAUUUGAUUUUCCAUUCUGUCCUGAAGUUAUAUUUACGCAAUCUCGAUUUCAAAAUAAAAGUCUUUGUUUAUAACUUUGGUGAACUUUUAUCUAAACUGCUUUAAGAACCGGUUUUGGGGGGAUAAAGGGUACUGGUGCGUGUGUCGGUGCAAGGGGACGCUUGGAAGGGGGGGGGGGGGGGGGGAGGGGGCACCUUUUGUCUGCAUGUGUGGGACAGUGUUGUGCGUAAAGGGGGGGUUGGAGGAGGUGCUGUUAUUCCCGUCUGCCGGUAAACAAUGCCCGAGGAGAGUGUUUUAUGGCUCGUGCUGGACUCUGAUUUCUUUUGUUCCGCAUCUGAGCCCCACAGCUGCUGCGCUUUCCCCGCAAAAGCGUGCCCCCCACCCCCCCUCGAAAAAAGCCACGCACCACGCGCUCUGCUGCCCUCACCGGUGUCCACAGCAGGCUUCCCUUCCCAACCAAUAUCCCCUAUGGACAACUGUGUAACAAAUCAAUUAAAGAUCAGCGUGUGCACGCACUAGUGUGUGUGUGUGUGUACAUUAAAAAAAGAGGAAUUCCUGUGAAUAAAGAUAGAUUUAAUAAUUUCACUUUUGAUUAAUCCCUGUAUUAUACACUAAUCCCUGCUAAUCCUCAUAGAUAGUGUAAGAGUGCAGAUGGCUCACUCCCCUCCUGCGUUUUAUGAUGUUUUGAUUUGUUUUAAUUCACAUUUUCUCUGCUCAACAGGUCUUAAAUGCUCCCUGCCUACUGAAUCCUGCCUGAAUGGAGGAAGGUGUGAAGCCACCUCCAAUGGAAAUGGAGAAUGCAAGUAAGUAAACCAGCAGCAGGUUACUGCAAUGCAACAGAAUUUACACUGCAGCUCACCACGAAGCAUUAGCACAUCCUGUCUUAUGGUCAUGUGUGCACUCAUUUAUUUCUGCAUGCUGUGGAAUAUGUGCAGCCUCAGAAGUGCAGUGUGGUGUAAUUUUUUGCUACUUGAAAGUGCUUUUUGGUUGGGAAAAGAAAAAGGGGCCACAUAUCCCUCCUUUCAUUCCAGUCUUUGAGCUGGCCCCUGCGCCCGGCAACCAGGGGCCCUUGAGUUUUCUUCUUCGCGCCGGUGUGUGCCGCAUUUCCCCGCAGCUCUGCACACAUUCCCCGAAAAUGAAAAGAGUGUAAGAUGUGAAGAAAUAAAAAAAAGUGAGUGAAGUUCCAAGAGAGUAGUCAGACAAAGGGCCCCUCGCUCUGCAACCCCCCCUCCCACAUCAGUAGGCCCCGUUAAUGAAUGCAAGACCCCAAGCAAAGUGAGAGGACGCGUCCAGUCCUAAAUCUUGUUUUUCUGCCCUUUCAUGGGCGACAGCUGGGGCUCGCCCGCCGCCCGUCACCCAUUGUCCUGCAGUCAGAAUAAUGCUGUGUGACUAAUCUGAGUGGGGCUUCCCAUCAUGCCACAGCCACCCCAAACACCACAACACACACCAAACCCCUGCCACAACCCCCCCACCCCACCCUGCCCUGUCUCCAAGAGGCUUGUCUCCUGCUUUCUGAAUGGAGACACCCCUCUCCACCUUCACCCCCAGCCUCACCCGCUUAUGAUCUCCAUUAGAAAGCCAGAUGGCUGUGAGAUGUAAUUGGAUUGGAUGUCAAGAGAGUGAGAUUAAUUGGAAUAAAGUGCAGAAAUUUGAAGGCAAACAAGUGGGAGCAGACGGAGAGGCAGAUUGUGGGCUGUUUGUUUUGGCUGUGCAUUGGUGCUAAUAAUUUGUGGGUGAGAAACCUAAUAUGCUAACAUAUUCCUAUUGAUGCUUUGAGCUUGCUGACUCAUUCAAAUUUUCUCGUGCAAAGGGUUGAUCUCGGUCCUAAUAGCCAACAUAUGGUUUGUGCACUUUCAAACAUUUUAUUGUGAUUUGCAGUUGUGGCAUCAAAUUUGUCCAUCUGCAGAGCAGCUCAGAGGUGGCCUGGUUUACCCUCAGGGCACUUUUGGUCAUGGCGGGUGCUUCUCUGGUCCACAGAGGACAAGGGGGAGCCAUUGAAGGGUCCAUACCGCUAGCCUAGGGCCACUAAUUCACAAUAUCUAAUCUGCACACUCCCCACACACACACAGACCCCCACACGUGCGCACACACAAAAACUCUACCUCCGCCUUCCAUCGCACCCACAAAGCUGUUAUUGUCCUCCCCACCUCUGCUCGGUCCAAUCCAAAGCAGACAGGAUGAGAGCAUCACUUCACCCAACCUCGCUCUCCCUCUUCCUCCUCGCUUUUCCUGCCAUUAAUCAUUCAUCCCUGCCAAGCUGGGCAGCCAUCAGUCAUGAGUCGCAGUGGGGGAUUCAACACGAGUCAUCAGGGGUCAGAACGUGGCGUCUAUUGCAGGGGAGGAGGGGUUUCAAAAGGUUUUCUUAUUCUUUUUGUGCCACACUGACUGGAAGUUUGUACACUUGUAGAGUAAAAUGAUGAAGGGGGAAAGUCCCUGUGGGUAAAGCCAAAGUUUUUGUGUGCCUACAUGAAGGUAGGAGAAGCUCCUCUGGGGUUGAUUUUUGCCACAUAAAGGUGUGAUCAGUCAAACUAGGUUAAACUUUCAGUCAAACUGUGUUAACCUUACAGUCAUCUUUAACUCAACUCAACUCAACUUUAUUUGUAGAGCACUUUAAAACAACCACAGCUGUACAAAGUGCUGUACAUAACAGGACAAAAACAACAAGAUAAAAAACAAUCAAGAAACAAUUAAAACAAUGGAUAAAAUAAAAGCAGAAUUAAUAAUAAAAUAUAGCUUCAAUGUUUUUAAAAACUAAUUUAAAAACAUAGAAACAAAUAACUACAAACCAUAAAACACUAAAACAGGAGCCGAGUCUCAUGGAGGGUUAAAAGCCAAUGAAUAAAAAUGGGUUUUAAGACGAGUUUUAAAAAUGGACAGUGUGGGGGCUUCUCUAAUCUGGAGGGGUAGCUUGUUCCAUAAAAUUGGGGCAGCAACAGAAAAAGAUCUAUCCCCUCUGAGCUUACAAACUUACAAAACAAUUUGAAACUACACACCUGGUUUUUAAAGUUCCCACUGAGUCACAUGUGCAUUGUGGUUUUUGUACAGGGCCGCAGGUUUGAGUAGUAAGGUAGAUCUAAAUCCUCUUUUAGCCCCGUUCCCAUGAGUGUGAGAUCAAGUGAGAUCACAUGCUGGCAUAGAGAACAAGGUUAUGCUUGGUGUGAACUGCGAUAAUCGGAUGUCUAAUGGAUGGGUUCAGUGGAAUUAAAUCCAUGUUGAAACAAACCUGGUAUCCCAUAGCCCCCCCUUCCUACAGGAAAGGAUGUUUACUGUCCUUCCUGGUUCUAAAAUCGGUCACCCUUAAUUUAAAUCAGUAGGCCUAUGGAUCACUUCUGAAAACAGGAACUGACUUGUGUCCUGUUUACUAAAUUGCUGUAAAUUUAACUCCAAGGAUAACUAGACCCAGCUUUUGUUCUGGGCUACCUUCGUCACCUCCAUCAGUCCUACAGAAGCUAAAAGCUGCAAAAAAAAAGAAGGUAAAGUGAUUGAAGUUGUUAAGAAAACUGAGAAAAGAUGUAAAAAAAAUCCAACUUAGCUUGCUCGGACAAUUACUGCCAACCAUGAAUUGCUUACAAGUCACCAAGCCCCUAUUUACAGUGUUAUAUCCACAAGAAAGGUAAUGCUAAUUAGACAAUCUUGGCUAUUUCUGAUAUCAAGUAGCUUUAGCUUUAAAUAAGCCAUGGGCCGAUACUGUUAGCUUUAGCCCAAGCUCCUUUGAUUUAAGCUAGCUGUGUCAUUGGUUUGACUUUUGGAUGUAUAUUUUUAUUACAUCAUUCAAUAGUAACCAAACCGCAAAACACUUAAAUCUACUGGAAGUAAAAAGCUGUUUAACUGAUGCAACUAGCUAGCUAGCUGUCAUCUAGCACAGCCAAACUGUUCCUGAACUACUGAACAGUCAUUUAAAAACAAAUUCCCUGCAUUAUUUUGGCAAUACUGGUGUUUUUAACUUAAUGUCGACAAAUGUGGUUUGGUUAUAAGCUGAUUUUUUUGACAACAAAAUAUAGAGAAUAUUUUUAGCUGUCAAAUUUAGCUUAAGGACCUUUUAUUGUAGAGUACAGUCAACAGAUUGUUGUUGCUUUAUAAUCAGUUUAAAUCAAAGAGUUCGACUCUCCCAGCCUUUUUUAAGGUUGCUGUGUUUUUCUUUGAGUCUUUCCACCACAAAAUCAUUCAUGGUUCCUUAGCAAAAGGUUAAUUUUGUAUAUUUAGAGUGGUGUCUAGACAUAACAGUGAACUUCUGUUUGUGGUUAGGGUAUUAGAGACUAUGAGACAAAAACAGGCUACUGUAACGAGGAAGCAUGUCAGUCACAGCUUUGCGAAGUAAGAGGUUAUCUGAAGGUCUGGGGCUUCCUGUUUCCCAUGGUGCUGCAGUCGUCUUGUUGUGUAGGCAGCUUUAAAAUGUGUAAGGGCACAGCGUUGCGUGAGUCAAAUUUAGUUUCCAUUUGUGACACAGUAAUGAGGGCAUGUAGAGGUUGAAAGGUUGUUGCCCUCAGCCCUGCCUGUGCAUGACUGAGCGCAUGUUGAUGCUGCUUUGCUGAAAUAGACACUGUUUUGGUCUGAGGUGGCUGUUAAUAAUAAACCCAGAAACAUCUCAACUGUCUCACUACAUACUUCGAAUGCUGCAAGACGUCUGGCAAAAAUAGACAUGAGAGGCAGAAAAUUGACUGAAAGUUUGCUGUGGUCGGUGUAGUGAGGCCUUUCUGACCUUACACAGAGCUGUCUAGUGUUGCAUAUUGAUGAUAAAAUGUCUCACCCGUAAAGACCGUCUAGAGCACUACCAAAAAGAUGUUCCACUCUCUCUUGAGGAAUGCUGCUCUUCAUUUGUCCUCCUAUAGGAUUACCAAGCAGGUCUCUGCUGAGGCUCAGCUCGUUGCGGGCUUAAGCGAAUCGGGAGCACUGCUGGGUCAAGUGUGCCCUGCUGGUGUUGGGCUUUUAUUGGGGUUUAAGCUCCGAGGCUGCCACUCCCUCGGAUGGGCCCAUUCCUGAGAUGCCAGGAGCCCCCUAAUGAAGCAACGAACAAGGAUGGAGGAACAUGACAUUUUAACUUUGACUUCCUGAAACAACCAAACUCUUCCAAAAGCAUACAAACAUUUUUGCACGUUAAGUGGCAGUGUAGGCCCCCCCUGGCAGACUUGAUCAAGUCUGGAGAUCCUCAGAGCGGGCCGAUCAAAGCUGUGCUGUCAGGGCAGAGAGAUAAGAAGCUAUUUGGCUGUAGUGGGUGCUGAAAGUUCACAGGCUCCAGCAGAGGCUGUCAAAGGCAGAAAGGCCAAAUCUAACAGCAGGCCAGUGCUGCAUCUGGCAUGAGGCAACGGGGUAGAUUGCCUGUACAUGUGUAAUCCAUGUUUCCUUAUCUGUUUUGAUUUUAAGCCUGACAGGAAAUGAUAUCAGCUCAGACAUAAAGUAGCAGCUCAUUAUCCUUAGUCUGACUAUAAUACAACAUAGUAUAAGAGAAAGACAUCUGAAUACGAUCUCACAGCAUUGUGGUUACGUUGUUGUGCACUGGCCUGAUUCAUAGACUCCACGUCAACACCACUUAGGCAAACAUGUUCGUGAUCACCAUCAUAGGAAGUCACUUUCAGGCUUUAUAUUUGACUAUAAAGUUUGGUUGAAAGAUUAAAACUGUUCCAGGUGAAAACAGCCACCUGUGAAAAAAGGUGCAUCACUCACCCAUCCUGUUGAAAGUUCAGUCUCAGAGUUUGUUUACUGGUAUUUGUGUGUGAAAGUGAUCUCCUAGUCAUUAGUCAAGCAGGUGCUCAGUCCCUGACGCUGCGACUGACCCUCAUAAAUCUCACCACUUUGCUGCUUUUAGAAAGUGAGACAGGAAGUACCGUAAUCCCUCUUGAGGUGAUGUCUUUGUUGUGAUUUUUCCAUCGGUCGUGAUUACAAAGAUGAAAACAAGACGAGAACAACACUUGGAAGGGUCUGAUAAAAUGCCUCAACCAGGUUAUCUGCUUCUGUCUUCAAAUUCAUCAUAUACAUGAUAUCAGCAGCAAUUUUUGAAUCACAUCUUAUAAAUAUUACAGCUUCAACUCUUGAGUUAAAGUACAUCACAGCCACAAACACAGAAACUAAAAAAAGGAAACAAGGCGCGAUCUUAUGACUUUUUUCACAUUGUUCACUGACUCAGUAGUGUUCCCCAUAUUAUAUAAUAUUUUCUAAGUGAUAUGCAGUCAUGGGGGGAUGGGGAAAAGAAGAUUUUACGUGGAAAGAGAAACAUUAUGAUGUCGAAAUAAUAUUAAUCGAUCUAUCUCUUCUCAUGAAUACACAAAUAAUCCAAGUUUUAGAAGGACCUUGAGUAGUACUAGACUGUCAUCAUCUGGGACCGGCUGGGUCAAGAAAGCGGGAUAGUAAAACAGACAAAUAGAAAGAAAUCCGAUAACUGGAUAUAGGCAAAGUUUGUUGUGGGAUAUAUUAGAAGUUAAACUGUUGAACUAAAGAAGGACCAAAGAUUUCAAUGUCUGGUAUUCGUGACUUUAACACAUGUCUGUAUUUAAAGUCUUGUUCUCCAGCCUACUGAUUCAAAUUAAGUGCUGAUCAGUGGUUUGCCUUCUUCCAUUUCUCAAGUCUUUGAAUUGAAAUUCACUUAUGUGUUCUUACUUUGGUCUGACUAACAGAUGUUUACCCCAGAGUUCAACCCUCGGCUAAUGAUUAGACACAUCAGCUAACUAGACAAAAUAAAUGAGUGGGAGAGGGCCACUCGAAGAGAAAACAGGGGGAGUGAGUGUUACAGAAAGUGAUGAAAAAUAAGGGAGGGGGUGUCCUACUUUCACAAAAACCUGAAAUCAACACCAGGAGUGUAUAAGUCAUCCUCACAGACGUUAUUACUGUACACUCGUGUCGGUCAUUUACAUAACAUUUUCCACAGCGGUGGCAUUUCCAGCACACAGUGUGUUUGGCUUUGUGUCACAGGAUAAAGUCACCCCCAGUGUGGCAGAUGGUAGAUCAGACCCAGCGGGGGAGAGAAGGCAAAGAGGCCGUCCCACAGUCACAAAAGUGUUUGGGGUCAGGGGUCGGGGAAGCAUCUGCUCUGGCCUGAGGGGACAUUGCAGCGCUGGGAGAGACCUGUUGCCGUGGUGUGUGCUGCUUGGCUUUUCAGCAUGUGGGUGGAUCUUUAUCUCAGACUGGACUGACAAAGAGGAUCUAUUACAGUUUUUAGCAUGGGGUGACACACGGGUGCACAGCCUGUUAAUUACAUUCGUCUGAUUACACUCGAUUUAGAAAAGUGAUUGAAACCAGAACUGUGACUUUUCUUGUUCAUGUCGCGUGUGUUUUCAUGGUAAAGGGAGCUAGGAAGUGAGGAAACUUCAAAGAAAACACAAAUGCUUUUACAAUCUUCUGCCAAUUGGGACUGUCUGGGCCCCCUGUGGGGUUCAGGAGACUGUUAAAAACUCUCUGAUUGGUCUCACCUAACUAAGUCAACAAGGCAGUUUUCAGCAGUCCCGUGUGACAUAAGGGGAACGCUGUAAAAAGCAAACUGCUGGGAGCUGUAAAAGAGGCCUCAUGGGAGUGAGAUGAGAAAAGGCAGCAGUGAAAAGCUGAAACGGAUAGAAGACUGGCGGGUAGAAAGAGCCAGAAAGUGGGAAAUUAAAAGAGGAACAGGUAGGGAAGAGAGGAAUUAAGAAUGAGUUUGGUGAUUGAGGUGGGGGUGAAGAGACAGAAGUUGCAACAGCUGACUUCACAUGGGUCCUUUUUGUCCCUGGAGGAGAGGUUGGUUUGUCAGCACCCCCAUCUGACAUGGGGACAGAGGGGAGGGAGGUGGAAGGAGGGAUAAGGAGGAGGGAGGAGAAGGAGGAGGAGGAGGAGCCCUGUCCAACAGCUGCCUUCAUUAACAUGCGCACCUGCUCCCUGUGGAGAUCCUCAGAGGCCAACAGAUGCCGUCCCCUGCACAUAAACACACACUGGCCUCUACGUGCAACUACACACUUCCACACAAGCUCCAAUUCAAACAUAAACACAUUUUUGUGACUUUAAAUGCCCUUCAAGAUGACAGAAAGCAUACUAAACUUCUUUUCUGCAGAUUCAGUAAUCUAACUCUGCAGAAGAGGCCAGUCUUUGUGCUCAAAGUUGAGCUAUGUGACUGUAGCAGCAUCUAUCCUUAGUGUGGAUAGCAGGGAAGCAAACAGGGGCUUAGGCCUGAAUCCAGAGCUUCAAAUCAGAUUCCCAAAGUCGGCACAGUCCCCUUGAUCUCCAGAGUCAUUGUGGAUGAGUGUGGACAGCACCGAGGGGGGAAAGGUAGAUGGGAAUGAGCUGUUUCCACUGGAGUUUUUUUGUGGUGGCAGAAUGUGUGUUCAGGGUUCUGAGGGAGUCUAAUCCAGAGAGACACACUGCAACAACAUGCCAUCCCCCCAUGGCUGCUGCAGUGGGACCUGCUUAGGCGGGAAACUUUUACCCACACCCCCUCCCCUUAUUCCCUCUAUUGUUUGGGUAAUUGUUCCCAUAACUUAAAGUAAAAGAGAAAAAAAAAUCAUUUUUUGCUAAUUAUCCCCAUUUCUCUGUCUACUCACAGGUGUACCAGUGACUACGUAGGCAACCGGUGCCAGUAUCCAAGCCCCUGCAGUCCUUCACCCUGCAAAAACCGUGGGGAAUGCCGGGCUGUUUCCCAUGGCAACACAUUUGAUUUUAGGUGCGUGUGCCCCCUGGGAUUCAGUGACCGGCUGUGCCUGACCCCCACCAACCAUGCCUGCAUGAGCUCCCCCUGUCGCAAUGGGGGGACAUGUGAUCUCAUUACUCUCACUUCAUACAGUUGCCGCUGUCCACCUGGGUGGUUAGGUAAGUACAAAAUAAAAGCAUCAUUCUUUCCAUAUUUUUCAACAUGAAUAAUGUCGGCAAGUAGUCUAACUCUUUUUUCUUGGUACAUUUUUAAGGUAAAACCUGCCAGGUUGCCAAUGCCUGCGCCUCCAAUCCCUGCGCAAAUGGCGGUCAGUGCUCAGCCUAUGAUUCCACCUACGUCUGCAAAUGCCCGACUAACUUCCAGGGUCUUACCUGCAAACAAGAUGUCAACGAGUGCGCCAAGACUCCCUCCCCUUGCCUAAAUGGGGGUGUGUGUGUAAACGAGGUGGGCUCUUACCACUGUCGAUGCCCUCAGGAAUACACUGGCCAACACUGCGAGAACGCUUACCUGCCGUGCAGCCCCUCACCGUGCCAGAAUGGAGGCACCUGCGUGCAGAAGGGAGACACCUCCUAUGAUUGUAGCUGUCUGCCUGGUAAGAUACCAUAAACAUUUCCAAAUAUUUGAUCAAAAGUAGUCCAAAGACAAUAUAUUAAAUCUGAAAACUGAAACCUUUUAAAUUGUUUUAUGAAAAACAUAUUCUGGUUUUCCAAUCGAUGUCAGUGAUAAGUUGGAACAGAGACAACAAAACACUAAGAAAAGUGUACUUGGAGUCCAGCUUUUCUGUUUUUUCUUCCCACAAAAAUUUGGGGUUAGGGUUAGUCUGAUAUCUACAGUCAAUAAUGUUGUUAAGGGAAUACAGAUAGCUUGCCAUGAUAUUAAAAGAGACAUGACUCUAUAGUGGGAGUCACUGCAUCAGCUGCAAAUAACUUCCAAGACACUGCACUCUUUUUAAUUAAAUAUUGGGCUCUUUGUGUAAAAUUGGACACAAACUUUUGAAAUUCCAUCAUAUGCAGUACAAAAUAUCAUUGUAAGAAUUUAGCUAUCUGGCUUGAUACAAAAACAGACACGACUCUGGUAGUCACUGUAAACUAACAAUAUGAUUUUGCAAAGAGACAGGUUGUAGAGUUCACAAGCAUUAAAACUGCAUUUCCCCUGAAUUUCUGCAUAAAACAUGGAGAUUUAUAAAGCUGGAAGGAUGUUAGAUAACUGGCUAGAACAUAAUUGAAGUAAUUUAAAGCUUUCAAGGAAGAUCUUGUUUUUUCUGCUGACAUAUGGUGUUGCACACGCCUAGUGCAACAAUGAAACAAACACUUUUGUUUUCUGAUUACAUCAGUUGACCUAAAAACCAGUCUGUUGUUGUAGUAAAAUGUGACUGAGAAGAAUGGGUAAUCUCUGGUUACCCCCUCUACCUCCAAUCUCCCUCUGCCAGCCUCUCCAGGCAGGAUGCAGGCGUUUCCUUUUGAUAACCACCGCCCAGCUCCUACAACACCAGGGAUAUGCACAUACACACAGAUGUAUAGAAACACACUUUCACAAGGUUACAUGAGCACACAAAUGUCUGUUUUUGUUGUGGCUGUGUUGGCACCCAAAGCAGUUGUAGCGCUGUGCAAAACUCAGGUUGGAGUUGAACAUUUGCGAUUUGUGCAAUAACGGCAGCUGUGCAGAAAGAUUUUCUGAAAUAUUUUGCGAUAAUUUUUGCCCUGGGCACCUUUUUUUGCAUGAUCGUGAAGAAAAAUCUGUUAGAUAUGCAGAUGAAUAAGGCCUUUCAUGCGAUUGUCUGUUAAAGUUUAACCCACAAUGGGUGUCUCUCGUGGGUGAUGGAAUGUGGUAAGAUAGCAAAGCUGCAUGGGCACCUGCAGAGCUCCGAGUUGAUAGUUAAUCAGACUAUCAUGGCUGUAAAACACCCACUCAUGUCUUUGAUGUUUAAGGAGGAGGCAAGUUGGCCUGUCAUCUACGGGGCAUUAAAACAAUCUGCCACGCGGAUGUGGAGACUUUAUCUUCUGCUUAAGUGUACAGUGUGAUAAGAAAAGGAAGAGGGUCUGAUUAUUAACUAAAAUUGACUGAUGCUUGAUCUUUUUGUGUAUCUUUAUAAGUCCACACCUUUCUCAUAUUGUCCUCAUGGCUUCCUUCUGCUUCAGGCUUCACAGGUCCCCAUUGCGAGUAUAACAUCGAUGACUGUCCCGGCCACAACUGCCAGAACGGAGGAGUGUGUGUGGACGGUGUGAACACCUACAACUGCCAGUGUCCUCCUCAUUUCACAGGUAUCCUAUGAGAGAUGUUCUUUUAAUGAAACUUCCAAAUUAAAUCAAAAGACAAUACAUAGAAAAACAGAAAUAAACUGAACUUCUCUCACCUGUUUUUAACCAUUUCAGGUCAAUACUGUACUGAAAAUGUCGACGAGUGUGAGUUGAUGCCCAACGCUUGCCAGAACGGAGGGACAUGUCACGACACUCAUGGCAGCUAUCACUGCGUCUGCGUCAAUGGAUGGACUGGAGACGACUGCAGCGAGAACAUCGAUGACUGUGCCAGUGCCGCUUGUUACCAUGGGGCUACCUGCCAUGACCGUGUGGCGAGCUUCUUCUGCGAGUGUCCUCAUGGGCGCACAGGUACGGCCAACUUUAGCAACUUCAGACAAACCGAACAUGCAGAUCUUGGAACGUUUAUUGAACACUUAUUUUCUUUUUGUGGUGCCCAAAGGUUUGCUGUGCCACCUUGAUGACGCUUGUAUUAGUAAUCCAUGCCAAAAGGGAUCCAACUGUGACACCAACCCAGUUAACGGCAAAGCAAUCUGCACAUGCCCCCCUGGUUACACUGGUUCAGCUUGCAACCUGGACAUUGACGAGUGUGCCCUAGGUAAAAUUGGACUAAGAACUAUUUUGUAAUGAGAAAUAUUAGAAUAAUAGAUAUGCGAUUAAUCAUGAUUCAUUGCGAUUAAUCAGGAUGCAUUAUCAAAGUGUAGCGAUUAAUUGUGAGUUUGAAAAAUAUCACUUGACAGCCCUAAACAACUUGUGUCUUGAAUGUUACAGGUGCAAAUCCCUGUGAACAUGGUGGUCGUUGCCUUAACACCAAAGGUUCCUUCAAGUGCAAGUGUCUUCAGGGAUAUGAAGGACCUCGCUGUGAGAUGGAUGUCAAUGAAUGCAUGUCAAAUCCUUGCCAUAAUGAUGCCACCUGCCUGGACCAGAUUGGAGGCUUCCACUGUAUCUGCAUGCCUGGUAAGAACAUCAGGUCAUAUUGCAUGGAAAGCGCCCUGACCAUAAUUGGAGAAAGAAAUCUAACCUUUGCAUCUGUGGGAUUUUAGGAUAUGACGGUGUGUUCUGCCACAUCAACAUAGACGAGUGUGCCAGCCAACCUUGUCUCAACAAUGGAAAGUGCAUUGACAAGAUCAACUCCUUCCACUGCGAGUGCCCCAAAGGUAAGAAAACAUCAGGGAAUGUGAAAGUUGAAGGAGUUAAUGGAGUGUAAGGAAUAGAUUCUUCGAUCGUCUUUAGUCUCUUUUAACUCCAGUCAAUGGGGGCAGCCUAGGGGCUAUAAAAGAGUGGAUCAUUAACUUAGCUGUCAAUAAGUAUAGCACGCCUUAUAUGGCUCCCAGAUUGAAUGUAAAUGAUUUACUACUCCUAAUGGUGUCACUGAAGGGUUUCAGGGGUGAACAGGGCAGAGUGGAUCAGGUCGCGGGAGCAUUAGCAUAUUUGGCGGGAAUGAGAGCUUGAGUUAGAGCUUAGCACCAAAAUUAGGGGGCAGGGAUUGGUUUAUAGCGGUAAGCUGGAGACCAUUGUGUUGUGGUUUGAAAGAAAGAUUUCACUGCACAGUGAGAGUGGAGGAAGGGGGGGCAGAGGUGGAAAGAGUGUUGUGGAUUGUUCAUUAGGACUCUCAGAAUCCUGUAACCUGCUUCAGAUGUAAAUCAGGCUUCCUGUCCUCCAUUUUAGCAAUAUGCACACUGUGGCUUCAAAUGAUCAAAGCUUUAAUAUUUUGUCAUUUUGAUGCAUUUGCAGGUUUUUCAGGGAAUCUGUGUCAGGUGGAUAUUGAUGAGUGUGCCAGCACGCCCUGCAAGAAUGGCGCUAAGUGCACAGAUGGUCCAAACAAAUACACUUGUGAAUGUGCUGAAGGUAAACAUGACUGUUUUUUGGAGACAUUUGCAAUUUCUGUCCCAUUUUUAAAAUAUAUCUUCAAUGCUAUUAAGAUCUCUCAUUAAAAUUUCCAGGCUACACAGGCCAGCAUUGUGAGACUGACAUCAACGAAUGCUACUCCGACCCCUGCCACUAUGGCACCUGUAAGGAUGGCCUCGCCUCCUUCACCUGCUACUGUCGUCCUGGAUACACUGGCCGCCUGUGUGAAACCAACAUCAAUGAAUGCCUGAGCCAGCCCUGUAAGAACGGUGGCACUUGCCAAGACAGAGAGAACACAUAUAUUUGCGCCUGCCCCAAAGGCACUGCAGGUGAGAUUUUUUGCGAGCUCUUUAGCUCUCGCAUUCUCAUACAAAAUUUUAGGAUUUUCCUCCAAAUGUUUGCUUCAACCUGUUUAAAUUUGCAGGUUUUAACUGCGAGGUGAACCUUGACGACUGUAAGAGCAAACCCUGCGACUAUGGGAGAUGCAUCGACAAAAUCAAUGGCUACGAGUGUGCAUGCGAGCCAGGCUACACAGGUGAGCGUGGGUGGAGUUUACAGGUGCAAUGGGGGAUGGUCCCCUGAGCUUUGGGAGGGGCAGGUAGGACAGGUGGCUGGCGGGUCCACUCCAGUGGAACAAUGGUGUCAGGUUGCAGGAGUGCAAAGAGGGGAUGCGGGGGAAGAGAAAAAGAACACAGCUUCCAACCUGAUACGCACACACAAACACACAAAGCACUAACUUUGUUUGCGAUUUGAAAAGGCUGUGACGCUGAGUCUGUACAGGUCCGUAAGGUGAUACUUAUAAAAGGCAAACAGCCUGGCCUUUAAUCAUAUGGCUGAUGUUUAUUGGUGUGUAAUAGCAUGACAAAUCCCUUUAAAUAUCUCACCUGAAUCUUCACUUACACGAAUCCACCCGUUACUCACUAGGAAACAAAACUUUGGUGUAAAAGUCUUGUCCAAACAAGUGUACCCCACUUGUCUUCCUCCCUUUCAUGGCCCAACCAAGCCGGUUCUGACUGGUAGUGGCUGUGUGAUUAUGCGAGAAAGGGGGCAGGGAAGGACAAGUGUGUGUGUGCAGGCUUCUGUGCAUCCCUCCUCCUCUUCCUCCCCUCCAUCUUUUUGUGCUGACGGGGUGAGCGUGGAGGGCAUGGCGGGACUGAGACACACAGGGACAGAGGGCUAUUGUGGCUGAAGAUCAGGCAGUUGGGCCCUCCCCUCCUGAUUGAUGAAGAGUAAAGGAGAAGGGGGGGGGGGGCUGGAUGGAGGAUCAGAGGGGGGUUUAAUUGUUACUCGGCUGUGUGUGAAAAUGGUCUGGCCUUCUGUCCCUGUAAACAGCCCACAGGCCGGGGGGUAGUGUUUGUGUGGGUGUGAAUAGGGAGAGUAGCUGCAGCCACUACCACCCCCCUCUCUCCUGGCAGUAACCCCCCCCUCUCAGAUCCAGCUGAAAUCCUCCUGCUGCCUAUUCAACAGGGCCCCACUCAAUCAAUGGAGAAGAGGCUGAGGGGCCUCCAGGGGCCACCAGGAUAGGCACACACUAGGGCUGCUACAACUUCUGCCUGCUGAAUGAUCUGGGUGCUUUUAGUGUUACCUCUUGCUAUUGUCCAAAAGCCACACAGUGCACCUCAGCUAGCAGCUUAAAAAGGCUCUGAGAAAACCUCAUCGGAGAGCCAAGAGUCCAGCUGUGGGGCUUUCAAAAUGGCCAGUGAUGCUAUUUUUUAAUUCAUGUCUUUCAACCUAAAAAAAAAAACAACAGGGGGCACCUGGUAGCUCAUAUAGUACAGCUUUAUAUUGGCUUUUGAUCCUGGCUCUUUGUUGCAAAUCAACUCCCUACUCCCCCUUUAUGGCCCCCAAUUUCAGUCUCUACUUUCAUUGUCAAAUUGCCCAAAACUUUUGUUAAAAUAUACAAUUCUGAUCCCCAAAGAGCUGGAAUGAUGCACAAAAUGUCCUUUUCUUUUGCAUUUAUCACUGUAUCCUGAUAAUGCUGUAAAAUAGUGUCCUGGUGAACAGGAUUAUCCUAAAGUUGUAUGUCUCUUUAUUUUAGGAGCAAUGUGUAACAUCAACAUCGAUGAGUGUGCCAUCAACCCCUGCCACAAUGGGGGCACAUGUGUAGAUGGCAUCAACAGCUUCACUUGCCUGUGCCCAGAUGGCUACAAUGAUGCCACCUGUCUGUCUCAGGUGGAUGAGUGUGGGAGUAAUCCCUGUAUCCAUGGCAGGUGCCAGGACCUCAUCAAUGGGUGAGUACAGAUCUGGUUUUAAGAGCAGAAAGAGUUGGGUAUGUGGAAUAAGAAAAGGGUUGCACUUACUCAUAUUUACCUCUGGAGUAAUCUUACCUCUUAUGUCUUUUUUUCUGAAGCUACAAAUGUACCUGUGACUCUGGCUGGAGCGGCCCAAAUUGUGACAUCAACAACAAUGAGUGUGAGUCCAACCCCUGCAUGAACGGGGGAACCUGCAAGGACAUGACCAGCGGAUACCACUGCACGUGCAGAGCCGGCUUCACAGGUCAGUUAUGACCCCUUUUUUGAGGUCUUUUCUUUUCUACUGCUCACUUUGAGUGGGUUUUUUUGCUUUGUUGGCUUGUGUCUAACCCCAGUGUGUUCUCUAAUCCCACUGCUGUAGGACCUAACUGCCAAACUAACAUAAACGAGUGUGCCUCCAACCCCUGCCUCAACCAGGGCACCUGCAUCGACGACGUGGCUGGAUACAAGUGCAACUGUUUGCUGCCCUACACUGGUACAAUAUUCAGCUGCCUAUUUUCAUCUACAGAACCAGGCUGAUCCCUGGGUUGUUUAAUUAGGUCCAAUGCUUACUCAGCUGUUUGCACAUAUCUAAAACUGUAAAGGCAAUCUUCCAUUUUCCACAUUGAAGGCUUAUCCCGUCCUGUUCGGUGUUAUUUAAGAAAACAUUAGCCAGUGGCCACUAACUGGGAUGUCUGUUUUGGUCAUUUUUGUGUGGAAAGAUCAGCUUAUAUGCCUUGCCGGGAUAACAGUAUACAAGUGCGUGUGUGUGUUUUCUGGAAUAACAUACCACAAAAGGCUAAUAUAGGCAGGAGAGCUGGAGCCUGCUGCAAGCCCAGUUCCCACUUCCUGUUUCCUGUCUGCAAUCACACAAUAGCAGGAAACAGGAAAGCCCUUCCUGUUUGGUUUAGUCGUCAUGGAAAUGGAUAAGGAAGUUGAUGGAAAGUGGGAUUUAUUUCGCUAUUGAAAACCCAACUUUUGCAGCAGUUUGGUGACAUAGACUUUCAAAAAUCUGUUUUGUGUUGAAAAUUCAAGUCUGCAGCAGUUGCUCUAUGUAAUGCAAACACUGAUGUUGUCAUUUUUUUUGCCACCAGGGGAAAACUGUGAGACUCUGCUGGCACCCUGCAGCCCCAGACCCUGUAAAAAUGGUGGAGUAUGCAAGGAGUCCGAAGACUACCAGAGCUUCUCCUGCAUCUGCCCUGAGGGUUGGCAAGGUAUCAAGACAUCAACACUUCUUAUUUCCUCUGUUUAAUGCACAAUCUCUAUAAAUACAUGCACACUCUAGGCAACCUCCCAUUAAUUAUCUACUCCUCUUUUAAAGGUCAAACAUGUGAGAUCGAUAUUAAUGAAUGUGUGAAGAGCCCAUGCCGCAACGGUGCCAUUUGUCACAACACCAUGGGUGGCUACCAGUGCAAGUGCCAACCGGGUUACACCGGACAGAAAUGUGAGACCGAUACUGACGACUGCAAACCAAGUAAGAAACAUUAAAUCACUGCCAGAUCUCAUCUUUGCAAAAAAAAAUUCUGAGUGAUUUUAAUCCUCCGUUUUGUGUUUUAGAUCCCUGCAGUAAUGGUGGUUUGUGCCACGAUGGCAUCAACUCUUUCACCUGUACGUGUCUGCCUGGUUUUCGGGGGGGGAGAUGCGAGCAGGACAUCAACGAAUGUGAGAGUAACCCCUGUAAGAAUGGUGCCAAUUGCACUGACUGCGUCAACAGCUACACGUGCACCUGCCCACCUGGCUUCAGCGGCAUCAACUGUGAGAUCAACACCAAUGACUGCACUGACAGGUAGCUCAAUUUCCCAAAUGAGCAUCUCUACUUAAAGACACAUUAUCAUCCUAAAUAGUGUGAUAUGGAGUUCUGAAACAAUUCUUCCUUUAUGUUUGCUCAGCUCUUGCUUCAAUGGAGGCACAUGUGUAGAUGGGAUCAAUGCUUUCACUUGCCUGUGUCUACCUGGAUUCACCGGCAGCUACUGCCAAUAUGACAUCAACGAGUGUGACUCCAAACCUUGCCUCAAUGGAGGCUCUUGCCUUGACAGUUAUGGGACUUACAAGUGCACUUGUCCUCAUGGAUACACUGGAGUCAAUUGCCAGGUAUGGUGAAAUGACCUCAUGACAGAGUAAUAUGUACCAUUUUGUUGUUGUUUUAUGCAUUAAAGUUUCUUGAAAGUAUAUUUUAAAAUAUUUCUCUCUGUUCUUUCUUGUCAGAAUCUUGUGCGCUGGUGUGACUCAUCCCCUUGUAAAAACGGAGGCUCAUGCUGGCAGCAGGGAGCCUCUUACACCUGCCAAUGCCAGACUGGAUGGACCGGUCUAUACUGUGACAUCCCCAGUGUGUCCUGUGAGGUUGCAGCCAAACAGCAAGGUACAACCAUGACCUUCAAGUUUUUUUAUUCUAAUUUAUUUAUUCAUUUUUUUUUUUAUGUGACACAGCUAACUAACUUGAUAAAGCUUCAUGUUUGAGUGUGAAACUUUCAAUCUGUAACUCUCUCUUUUCUGAUUCCAGGAGUGGAGGUGGCUCACCUGUGCAGGAACUCUGGUCAGUGUCUGGACGCUGGAAACACACAUUACUGCCGCUGCCAGGCCGGAUACACCGGGAGUUACUGCCAGGAACAAGUGGACGAGUGCUCGCCAAACCCUUGCCAGAAUGGAGCCAUCUGUACGGAUUAUCUGGGAGGCUACAGCUGUGAGGUAGGUUGAGCCAAGAAAUUUGAUCUCUAAAUAAAGUGGAGGACAGUCAAAGAGUUAAGAGUUACUAUCAAAAAUGUGACCAUAAAUAAAUAAGUAAUUAUGCUAUUCUUAAAAUGUAUUUUUUUCUUUUUUAUAAAAAAGUGUGUCCCUGGCUACCAUGGUGUGAACUGCUCCAAAGAGAUCAAUGAAUGUCAGUCUCAGCCCUGUCAGAAUGGAGGAACCUGCAUCGACCUCAUCAACACAUACAAAUGCUCCUGCCCCAGAGGAACACAAGGUUUGUACAUGAAUGCACAUUGACACUCACAUGGUUCAUGUUUGCAGUCAAACAAAUGUUUGAUUAUAUAUUUGAGACUUUUCACCAAAUAAAGGAGUAUCCAUGGUUCUGUGAGUGAGUGAGGAUAAAAUGGAUUCUGGCACAGGCGGGUUGGUGCUGCAUCUACAGUAACGUGAUAUACAUGGACAAGUGGAUGGAUUUGCUAAACCUUGUGUUUCUUUCCACUGUAGGUGUCCACUGUGAGAUAAAUCUGGAUGACUGCACUCCCUCCACUGAUCCACUGACCAACGAGCCAAAGUGCUUCAAUAACGGCAGGUGUGUGGACCGCAUCGGAGGAUACCAGUGUGUGUGCCCACCAGGCUAUGUGGGAGAGCGCUGUGAAGGUGAUGUCAACGAGUGUUUGUCGGACCCAUGUGACCCAAGAGGGUCGUACAACUGCAUCCAGCUCACCAACAGUUACCGGUGUGAAUGCCGCACUGGAUAUACAGGUACUGAUAUACGCCUGGCAGGGUGUUAAAGACUGCAAUAUGAGUUUUUGAAGUGAAGUAAUCAUGUAUAAAAGGUGACUAAAACAAAUUGCUCUUGUUAUCCAGGUCAACGAUGUGAUAAAGUGUUUGAUGGCUGUAAAGGAAGACCCUGCAGGAAUGGAGGAACCUGUGCUGUUGCCAGUAACACUCCUCAUGGUUUCAUCUGCAAAUGUCCACCUGUGAGUACCACUUCUCUCCCUUCAAACUCAUUUUUUUUCUUAAGUAUGGUGCAAAAAUCUUAACCCAUGUCCAUUUCUGUUUCUCCAGGGCUUCACUGGUUCUUCCUGCGAGUAUGAUUCUCGCUCCUGUGGAAGUCUGAAUUGCAGGAAUGGUGGUACAUGUGUGUCAGGCCACCUUGGCCCACGCUGCCUGUGUCCAACAACCUUCACUGGCCCUGAGUGCCAAACCCCCACUGACAGCCUCUGUAUCUCAAACCCCUGCUACAAUGGCGGGACAUGCCAGAUCACCCCAGAAUCACCUUUCUUUCAGUGCAGCUGCCCCAGCAACUUCAACGGCCUGCUCUGCCACAUCCUGGACUACUCCUUUGUGGGAGGUUUUGGUCGGGACAUCACCCCACCUCCGAAAGUUGAGGUGAGCUGCGAGAUUCCUCAGUGUGACGAGUGGGCAGGGAACCACAUCUGCGACUCGCUGUGCAACAACCAUGCCUGCGGCUGGGAUGGAGGAGACUGCUCUCUGAAUUUUGACGAUCCCUGGCAAAACUGCUCUGCAGCUUUGCAGUGCUGGCGCUACUUUAACGAUGGGAAGUGUGAUGGCCAGUGCAACAGCCCUGGAUGUCUCUAUGAUGGCUUUGAUUGUCAGGGACAGGAAGGACAAUGCAAGUAAGUCUAGAAAACAUAAAACAAUCAUGUGAGCUUCUUGCAGGAACACAAAUAAGAGUACUAACCAAAUCUCCUCCCUUUCUUCCAGCCCUCUCUAUGACCAGUACUGCAAGGACCAUUACGCAGACGAUCACUGCGAUCAAGGCUGCAACAAUGCAGAGUGUGAAUGGGAUGGCUUGGAUUGUGCCAAUAACAUGCCAGAGAAGCUUGCAGAUGGUCACUUGGUGCUGGUGGUGCAUAUCCCCCCAGAAAUUCUCAAAAACCGUUCCUCCACCUUCCUCAGAGAGCUCAGCAGCGUCCUGCACACCAACGUCGUGUUCCGCCGUGACUCCAAAGGCGAACCGAUGAUCUUCCCUUAUUACGGAAACGAACAGGACCUUGUGAAACACAAUGUGCUGAAGCGUUCUGCAGACGGCUGGCCCGAGUGGGCUUCCAUGCCAGCCAGUGUUCUGGGUCAAAUGAAGGAGAGUGUGUCCUCCAUGGUCAGCCCUCGGAAGCGCAGAGAGCUAGAUCCUCUGCAAGUCAAAGGGUAGGCCUCACUGUGUGUUUUGUUUGCAGAAUGAAUCCAUAUUGUGUUAAGCUUCGAUGUUAACAUUCAUUCCUGCUCAUAGGUCUGUAGUGUACCUGGAGAUUGACAACCGUCAGUGCUACCAGCAGUCUAGUGAAUGUUUCCAGAGCGCCACAGAUGUAGCUGCAUUCCUUGGAGCGCUUGCAUCUAGUGGGAACCUCAACGUCCCCUACAUCGAGGCUGUCACCAGUAUGUCACUUAUUCCAAGUCCCAAAUAUGUGUCUAAAUUUGUUGCUAGGCUAAAAACCCAAGUCAUGAACGGGGAUUUUUCUGUCUUCAAGGUGUAAGACCAAGCCCAUCUGGUCCAGAGCUCUACCCCAUGUACGUGGUCUUCCUUGGUUUGGCUGCACUGGGAUUCAUCUGCCUCGGUGUUCUGGUGUCCCGUAAGAGGCGUCGAGAGCAUGGCCAGCUCUGGUUCCCUGAGGGAUUCAAGGUGUCAGAGCCCAGUAAGAAGAAACGCAGAGAGCCACUGGGACAGGAUUCUGUUGGACUCAAGUAAGAAGCUAAAAUAGCUGCCAGAGUUGUUGUCACCUUGCCUGGCUGCUGCACUCUUAAUUGUGUGGCUUUUGUUCACGCUGUGUAAUUAAUCCAACCUGCUUUCUUUGUUUAAACAGGCCAAUGAAAAAUUCAGACAUCAAUCUCAUGGAUGACAAUCAAAACGAAUGGGAUGAUGAAGAUCCAGAUUGCAGGCGCUUCAGGGUAAGAAAAGAUUGACAUGAGCCAAACAACUAGUAUUAGUGACAAACCUGUUUUUGUACACACUUCUGUUGCUGACAUUGGAUGAUUGGUGUGUCUUUUAGUUCGAGGAGCAGGCCAUGUUGGAUUUGAGUGACCACACCGACCACAGAAAAUGGACACAGCAACAUCUGGAUGCAGCUGAUUUGCGAAUCGCAUCCAUUGCCCCGACCCCUCCUCAAGGAGAAAUUGAAAAUGACUGCAUGGAUGUCAAUGUCAGAGGCCCAGGUUUGUACAUCUACUUCAGGGAAAUAUGUCUGAUCCAUUAUAACGGCCACUCUCGAAAGAUUAUGAAAUCGUCUGGGAAAAGUGACCACCACAUGACUGGGAACUUACAUAAUAUUUUCACAUCCUCUUUCAGAUGGUUUCACACCCCUAAUGAUCGCUUCCUGUAGCGGUGGAGGCCUCGAGACCGGCAACAGUGAAGAGGAAGAAGACCCCUCAGCUGAAAUCAUCUCUGACUUCAUCUACCAAGGCGCAAACCUUCAUAACCAGACCGACCGGACAGGCGAGACAGCCCUUCAUUUGGCUGCUCGAUACGCCCGCUCUGAUGCUGCCAAACGCCUGCUGGAGUCCAGUGCUGAUGCUAACGUUCAGGACAACAUGGGCCGUACCCCGCUUCAUGCUGCUGUGGCUGCUGAUGCACAGGGAGUGUUCCAGGUAACCCUUACCUCUGUAGAAGUCUCCUAGAUCUCCUAUUUGAGAUGUCUGCUCCUUAUACUUCUGAAAAGCACCCACUAAACAAGCGGUUGUCCUUACAGAUUUUGAUCCGCAACCGUGCCACUGAUCUUGAUGCCCGAAUGCAUGACGGAACGACACCGCUGAUCUUGGCAGCCCGACUUGCUGUAGAUGGCAUGGUGGAAGAGCUUAUCAACUGCCAUGCUAACGCUAAUGCCACCGAUGAUUCUGGUAGUUUAUGAUUUCAUAACCUCUCACUGUUUAUAAAGAUUCUUCAGUGUGCUGGGCUGUUUUGAUAACGAACCCCUUCUUCUCUCACUAUCUCUGCAGGUAAAUCUGCUCUUCACUGGGCCGCAGCAGUAAACAAUGUGGAGGCUGCUGUGGUGCUGCUAAAAAAUGGUGCCAACAAGGACAUGCAAGACAACAAGGUACGAUUUGUCCUGAGACAAUAAUGGAGCUAUUUAAUAAGUGUUAGAACCAGCAAAAGGGUUUAAGUUGCAAAAUAAUAUUGUACAAGCUUACACUAUUAAAGCUAUCUAUUUAAUUGCUUUAAAAGAUUUUAGAAUAAAUAGGAGUAUACUAGCUAACGCUGCAAGUGUAUGCUAACAGCUUGCUAUGAUGUCUUUAGCUAAACAUUUUGUAACUUGACAGCGCAGGGUAAAAACGAAAAAGAUUAGAUGCCAGGACUUUGUCUGAAAAAAGCUAGCCUUAACUAUGCUGCUAAGUGUACUACAGUACUUAGUGUAAAAAACACAAUGGUUGCUUUUCACAAUGAAUGGGAAUGAAUUUUCAGACUUGCUACACAGAAAACGUGGAGUAGAGUAGAUAAAUGACAUGUUCUCAAGAAAAGACUUUUUCCACACAGAUUUCAGUUUAUGCUUUAUGAGAUCUAACUUUAAUUAUAUAACAAAUUUUAUAUGUUCAUUUAUUUCCAGCUGUAAAUUUAAAGUUUUACCUUUCUUGUUUUGCCUUUUAGGAAGAGACACCGCUCUUCCUUGCAGCCCGUGAAGGCAGCUUUGAGACAGCCAAAGUCCUUCUUGAGCACCUCGCUAACCGUGAGAUCACCGACCACCUCGACCAGUUGCCCAGGGAUAUUGCUCAGGAGCGUAUGCAUCAUGACAUCGUCCGUCUUUUGGAUGAGUACAACAUCGUCAGGAGUCCCGGGCUUCACAGCGCUCCCCUAAGCGCCGCCAGCCUCUCUCCACCUCUUUGCUCGCCCAAUGACUACCUUAGCAACCUCAAGCCUACACUUUCUGCCAAGAAAGUUCGCAAAAUCAGCUCUGGCAAGGGAGGGAAGGACGGGGGUAAAGAUAACAGAAUGAAGAAGAAGAAGUCCUUAGAUGGAAAGGGUAGCUUGCUGGAUACAUCAGCCGCCCUAUCCCCGGUGGAUUCCCUCGAGUCACCGCAUGGUUACCUGUCAGAUGUAGCCUCCCCUCCUAUGACAUCCCCCUUCCAACAGUCACCACCUAUGUCUUUAAAUCACCUACAAGGCAAUGGGGAUUCUCAUAUGGGCCAGAUGAGCCUGGGUAAAGACAUGAGCUGUAUGUCUUUUGACCCUAACGUACCCCGCCUCUCCCACCUGCCCGUGUCCAGCCCCGGGAGUCAGGGCACGACAUCCAUAGGUGGCAGCAGAGGAGGCCAGUGUGACUGGGUCUCCAGGAUGCACCCAGGUGUAGGCCAGCAAGGAGGCUUCACACAGGCACCUCAAGUACCCCACAGUAUGAUGGGGGCUUUGAGUGGGGUCAGCACCGCCACUCUGUCUCAAAUCAUGGGCUACCAGAACCUGCAGACCAGCCACCUCGGUUCAACCGCGCAUAUGAUGCAGCGGCAACUCCAGCACCAGAACUCCAACUCGGCCACAGCCGGGCAGCCACUCAGCCAGGGCUUCCCUAGCAUGAAGCAAAACGGCGCUGACAUGCAGCAGAACAACACUCGCUCCAUGCCAAUCCACACCGUCAUGCCCCAGGAGACUCAGAUCCUCGGCACCCAGUUCCUCACCCCUCCCUCCCAGCACAGCUAUUCUGGCCCUAUGGACAACACCCCCAGCCACCAGCUCCAGGUGCCCGACCACCCGUUCCUAACCCCUUCCCCUGGCUCACCCGACCAGUGGUCCAGCUCGUCCCCACAUUCCAACAUGUCAGAUUGGUCUGAAGGCAUCUCCAGCCCGCCUACGAGUAUCCAUUCACAGAUGAACCUGAUCCCAGACCAGUUUAAAUAAAGACUAGUAAAAUGGACAGAAAAUAAAACCUCUGGGAAAAGGUGACAAACCUCUCCUAAGACUGAACACCCUCCUUUUUUAUUAUCAGUUUUUAUACUAACGACAAGAACAGUUUUAGUAAUUUUGUAUUUAUUUAUGUGCUUUUUUUGACCUGAAAUAUAAAGAAGAUGCUUUUAUAUUUAUGCUUUUUUUUAUUUUUUAUUUUGUUCUGUUAUGAACAGUAAGGUUAGAAACUGUUUUAAAUGAGCAUAUAUCAGAAAAAAAAGCUCCUUGAUGUGUACACUGGCUAUUUAUUUGUGUUUUGUGUUGCUUUAUUCACUGGAUUUAUUUCAAUCUUUUGAUGCAUUGACCUUCUUAAAUUUUAUUUUUGGGGAUUUACGUUAUAUUUGUACAGAUUUUUUUGAUGUUUAUAGAUUAUUUUAAAGUUCUCAGUAUUAAUUAAUUAUAUCUUAACCUCUUGUCGUUUUACGUUACGCAGGUUUUGUUACCGAACCACAUUUCACUAAGUCUUAUCACUGAGUCUGAGUUAGAAAAUGAUCAAAUAUAUAUUUAAAGUUUCACCUUUCAUAUUUUUACUUGCAUUAUAAAGACAGCUUAAGAUAAUUUACAUCAGAGAUUUGGGACCUUAAAGCACAGGGAAAAUAUUCCGUAUUGGUUGAGAGAUGUUUUUCGAAUUAAGUAGGUCUUGGCUGGUGCUGAGUGAUUGAUUUUUGAUCAAUAAUGAACGAAGAAUGUUUCUUUUUUUCAUGUUGUAUCUCUAAUCAGUAAUAAUGGUUACCAUGUUUAACCUGUUGAGUGUUAAAUAGCAGACCUGUUGUAAAAAGUUGUUACAUUUGCCACAGUUUAAAAUAGUGCCAGUGUGAUUUUUGUUUUUCUUAAGAAAAGCAGCAUAUUUGUGAGAUUUCAUGUACAAUUGAAAAAAAAAGGUUUUCAAAGUGGAGAACUUUUUUUUUUUUUUUGGUACAAGAAAUGGGGACCUUUGUGUGCGUGCGUGUUAAACGACAUUACCUGCACUUUUUUAAUGGAGUGUGGUGAAAGGUGUCAAAAUGUCAUGUUUUAUAAACUAAUUCAGAGAUAAAGAAGUUUUUAAGAAAAAAGAUGUAACUCAAAAUCAAUGUUCAUGCAAAGUUGUAGUUUGCAAAAAAAGUAUUUCCUGCUUUAAAAUGUUUUGUACAAAUUGUCUUGAUUCAAUAAAUUGCUGUCAAGCUUUAAAA